Molecule: messenger RNA, 1081 nt
Organism: Eriocheir sinensis (Chinese mitten crab)
Lineage: Eukaryota; Metazoa; Arthropoda; Malacostraca; Decapoda; Varunidae
Product: endocuticle structural glycoprotein SgAbd-8-like
Exons: 3
Coding region: 136-474 (112 amino acids)
Cellular component (GO): chitin-based extracellular matrix
Molecular function (GO): structural constituent of chitin-based larval cuticle
Source: RefSeq, a predicted model, not a curated record
CUCUCUCUCUCUCUCUCCGCCGCCGCAAGGACGCAGCUAGGGCGGGGCGGGUCAGCUGCGGGGAGGUAUAUAAGGGCCUGCGCGCCGCUCUUUGCCACACACUCCUUCGUGAGCUCUCGAGGAAGCAACACAACCAUGAACUUCAGCCUACUGAUCCUGAGCGUGGUGGUGGCGGCGGCGGCGGCGGCGCCCGGCUACGACAAGCCGAUCCCCAUCCUGAAGGACGACCGCUCCCAGAACGCCGCGGGCGAGUACACCUUCGACUUCGAGACCGGCAACGGCAUCGUGCGCAGCGAGGCGGGGCGCCAGGCCGACGGCCAGGAGUCCUCCGGCGCCUUCAGCUACACCAGCCCAGACGGCACCCCCGUGGCCAUCUCCUUCACCGCCGGCGCGGGAGGUUACCAGCCUGAGGGCGCGGUGCUGCCCGUGGCCCCGCCGCUGCCCUACGAGCGCUCCGACACCUUCGUGCACUAACGUCCACGCCCGCACACGCCCACGCCCACGCCAUGACCCCGCCAUGGAUUAAGGAUCUUUCUUCUAACCCAUCUCUGCUCCUCCAGCGAUCUCACACCUUUGUACAUACACUUACCCACGCCCACUCCCAGCCCACACCUACGCCCACCCACGCCCACUCUGACCCACACCCGCCCACCCUUCACGGUUCUUCGUGACCUUUUUCUAGUUCUUCAUAUUGGAGAAAAACAUGAUUAGGAUUUUCUUUUCUCUCUGACGUCUAGUCUUUUUUUUUCUUUAGCUGUUGAGUUUUGUUCUGACGAUAAGUUUCUCUCAAAGUCUCUGUCGACGCUAGUCUGUUUGUCUGCCUGUUUAUCUGCCUGUUUGUCUGCCUGUUUAUCUGCUUGUUUCAGUAUAUCUGUCUGCCGGACUGUCAGUUUCUCAAUCAUCUAUCUAUCUAUCUAUCUAUCUAUCUACAUCCAUCCAUCUCUCGAUUUUCCAAAUACUGCCACAAUUUACUCUUCAAACAAAUCUACACAAUGUACAUUUUCUAUCUUAUUUUCCGAUGUUAUUUAUUUAUGUCAUACCAGCAAACGGUUGUGUUUGUAAAUAAAGAGUGAUGCAAAAA